This is a messenger RNA of Symbiodinium sp. CCMP2592, 4308 nucleotides long. NCBI's taxonomy places the organism in Eukaryota, Dinophyceae, Suessiales, Symbiodiniaceae. The record is from the annotation of a GenBank genome assembly.
AUGCUGCGACAAAUUGCGGCCGAGCGGUUUCCACUUUCACACGCCCACGUCAAAGCCCAUUCGGGCCACGUUGCAAAUGAGCUAUGUGAUGAGGCCGCCAAGCGUACUCGACGAUGCCAGCUGCAAUGUUCGGGCGACCUGCUUCCUGUCUGGCCGGGUCGCCUGUUUGCCCAUCCCCUCAAGGCGUGGGCCUGGUUGCCUCCGACGGGUACUGUGGAUAUGCCCACCCUCUUCAGUUUCGAGUCUGAGGCUUUCCGGUUGCAGCGGCAAGACCUUCUCCCAACCACAGGCCCCAGCCUUGGCCUCUGCCAAGGCCGACCUGGCCGGGGCCCUGUGUCCCAUCACAUCCGGCUGGUCACUGCGAAUAUCUUGACUUUGCUUGACCCCCGCUCUGGUCAGCCUCAACCUGCUUCCUGCGAGUCCGUUGGCAUGCGUGUCGUUGCCAAGCGUGAAGUCAUCAAGAAGCAGUUCCUGGAGGCCGGUGUGCUUUUAGUCGGCCUGCAGGAGACCCGCCUCCAGCAUUCAGCCGUGCUACCGGACUCUCACUUUGUUAUGCUUCAUGCCGGGGCCAAUAGCCUCGGGCAUUUCGGCGUUGCACUCUGGGUCAACACCAGUGUCCCUUACGCCAAAUGGAGUGAUACUCCUCGGUUCUUCGAGAAGGGCCAUUUCACUGUCACUGCGGCGGAGCCCCGUCUCCUUGUUGUGCAGGUCCGAGCACCUGGAGCCCUGUGGACCAUUGUUGUUGCGCAUGGCCCAUCUGAGCCCCCUUCUCCUGAAGGCACAGCCGCGGACUUUUGGGGCCGAUGUGCUCAUGUUGUGGGGCGCCGCCCCCAAGGCUCUGCCGUCAUCGUUUUGGCAGAUGCCAAGGCUCAUGUAGGGAGCUUGCCCUCUGACUCGAUUGGACCGCUCGCUCCUGAAGAAGAGAACUCCUCGGGCGCUGCCUUUCAUGAGUUUUUGGCCAGGCUCGAGUUAUGGGCUCCAUCUACGUUUCCUGAGUGCCACUACGGAGCCAGUCACACGUGGCUCUCACCCUUUGGUCCCUCUCACCGUUUGGACUUCAUAGGGAUUCCCAUUGCAUGGCCUGCCGCCAGUGCCUCCUCCCAUGUAUGGGAAGACUUUGAACACCUCCAGGUCAAGGACGACCACCUGCCUCUUGUCCUUGAGCUUGGAUUUGAGGAAGGCUCCCGGCCCGCCCAUGCUGAGACUUUUCGCAGGCGUGCAGUGCGGCCUCCCAGAAUGCAUGAGCCCCCUGGUGCUUAUGUCCAGGCCCUCCAACACUUCUGCGACAGUCCCCAGGCAUCCUGGUCCGCCCCUAUCGAUGCUCAUUACCUGGACUUAAUCAAGACUUGGCGGGCCGAAGGCCAGGCACUUUGCCCUGCCCCCCAAGCCCGGCGGCCUUUCCAGACCUAUCUCUCCGGCCCCACCUUGCAACUGGUUGAGUGGCGGAAGGCUUGGAGAGUCCAUGUUCGGGCAGUACGGAGGCAAGCCAAUGCUCGCCGCCUCGCUUUUGGCUUUCUGUCCUGGCAAUGUCUUGCCCGGGGUGUUGCCUAUUCCCGUGCUCAAGCUGAUGGCUUGUAUCGACGGGUUCGCCUGCUUGAUACAGACAUUGCCCAAGCUGCCCACAUGAUUGCCUCUCUUGGGCGUCAGAUCAAGCAAGCCACCCGCUCGGACAGAGCCACUUAUCUUUCAGGCCUCGCGGAGGCCGUAUCUCUUGCCGAUCUCCGGGACCCGCGGCGACUCUAUGAGAAGGUUCGGAAGGCUUUUCCCUCCGCUAAAGCCUCCCGCCGCUCGUCCUUCCAGCCCCUUCCCGCUGUGCAGACCGCAGAAGGUCGCCUUGCGUGCAGCCAUGCGGAACGUGAGGAAUGCUGGCGUUCCCACUUUGCUGAGCAGGAAGCUGGGGAGGUCGUGGACUCGUCCUCCUACAUUGCCAUUCUCCGUGAUCAGAAGACCCGGGGCCGCCAUGCUUCGCCAGUCUUUGAGAUCGGCAGUGUACCUACUUUGGCCGGUGUGGAACAGACCAUUGUGGGUCUCCCGGCGGGCAAAGCCGCCGGUUAUGACGGCAUCACAGGCGAAUUGCUUCGUGUACAUGCUCCGUCUUCCGCGCGCCUUUUGCUUGCCGUCUACACCAAAAGUGCCCUUGGUAUCUCCGAGCCACUGGAAUUCAGAGGAGGCUCUUUGCUGCCGUUAGCAAAGAAAGCGGGGUCUGUCCUCGCUUGCGAGGGUUUCCGGAGUAUCUUGAUUUCCAGUAUUCCGGGGAAAAUCAUGCACAGGCAGUUUCGCAACCAGCUGUUGGGCCCUUUGCAGACUGUGGCCUCCGAGCUACAAGCUGGAGCCUUGCCAGGUGUGUCGACGGAGGCUGUGGCCAUGACGGCCCGCACGUUCAGGGACAUAGCUCGCAGUCUCCGUCUCACCACUGCUCUUACCGUCUUCGACAUCCGUGCAGCCUACUAUAGAGUGCUUCGCCAGGUCCUCACCCGCGUUGAUGACACUGAUUGGGCCUUUCGUCGCCUCAUGCACGAUGUUGGGGUCCCUCCCGAGGCUUUGGCCGAAUUGGAGGCCAAGCUUCGGGGCAUUGGUGUGCUUGCCGAAGCCGGCACUCCCGAACACCUGCGUCGGAUGCUUGCGGACGCGCUGCAGGGCACAUGGUUCAGACUUGAUACCUGUGCGAUCUUGACAAUGACGCACCGGGGCGUUCGCCCCGGCGACUGCUUGGCCGAUGUGCUGUUUGCAUUCUCAUUUAGUGCCUAUAUGGCCGCGGCAGAGGCCCGUCUGCGGGAACUGGGGCUGGCUACGGACCUGCCGUCCGCCUCCGAUGACUCCCUUACUGCCGUCCCUGUCGUCCAAGGACACUUGACUUGUGCCUCGUGGGCGGAUGAUUUCGUCCACAUGGCCUCUGCUGCCAAGCGGUGUCUCCUUGUUCCCAAGGUCGUUCGUUGUGUUCAGGUCUUCCUCGAACAGGCUGAGGUUGCAGGCAUUCGCCUUACGUUUGCACGGGACAAGACCGCCACCCUCCUUGAGGAUGAGGGAGAAGGCGACCCGCUUGUGCUCCGUGACGCGGAGGGCUCCUACUUGGAAGUCCGCAGCGCAGUUACUUCCACCUGUGUCCGCCUCCCCAUUGUCUCUGCGUAUCGGCACCUCGGUGGAAUCGUCACUGCAUCUGGGACGCCAGCACCGGAGGUGCAUUACCGGCACUCGUUGGCGGCUGGGGUGAUUCGCCCCCUCAAGGCCAAACUCUUUGCUGCCCCGGGUAUUCCCCUUGCGACCCGAGCCCUUUUGCUCCGUUCUCUUGCGGUCUCCCGGUUCACCUUUGGUAGUGCUGCGAUUGUACUUACGGCAGCCAUACACAGCAGACUUUGGGCCCGUUUGUACGUUUCUGUCUGGCGCUCCCUCUGGAAGCGCGGCAAGGGUGAUCCCACCUUACACUCAUAUGAGGUCCUACGCAGGGUUGCUGCUCCGCCCCCUCCCUUGGCUCUCGCAUUGGCUCGUGCAGUCUUUCUUCGACAGCUGGUCAAAGCCGGUCCGGCUCCACUGCUACAUCUCCUCCGUGUCCAGUGGCAGGGGACAUUGCUCACGUCAAGCUGUACCUUCCUGAGCUUGCUGGUUUCCUCCUUGCUUGAGCUUGUCUGGGAGAAGCCUGCUUGGUGGGUCGCGACUGUCAAACGGGCCUGCAAAUGUGCCCAAGCCGACCUUGAAAAAUGGCGUGUUGACAAGGACCGGCAUGAGCACUCCGGUCCCGCCCCUGCACCUGUUCGGCCCCGCGAUUCGGGUGCCUUUGCGUGCCAAUGGUGCGGCGCCCGGUUCCCGAUGCGCAAGCACUUGGGGGCUCACCUUGCGAAGUCCCACGGCAUCUUUUCGCCCGCCCGUCACCUUGCUUUUGGUGACACAUGCAUCAGUUGCCUUACCUGCUACCACUCGGUUUCCCGGGUUCAGGCGCACUUGAAGCAUUCGGACCACUGCCUGCGACGGUCCUGCCUUCUCGCGCCCCCCUUGACUGUCCCUCAAAUCCGCGAGGUCGAGGCGCAGGAAACCAAGGCCCGCAAAAGGGUCAAACAUGGUCAUUGGGCUGAAUAUUCAGCCACCCUGCCCGCAAUGCGAAGUGACGGCCCAAAGGGUCUCACAGCAGCGGAAAGGAUUGACAUUUGCGGCGAGGACCUUGAUUUGGCGACCCUUUCGAGGUUGCAUCGGCCUCAGCCCUCUUUUCUGUCCUGGAUUGAUGCCUUCAUCGCAGACCGUUCGCGCGAAGGACCGCGCAGCGGGACUGCCUCGUUCUGGCACUCCAGGCCGGCGUUUCACCCGAAUUCAGCAUGA